This is a messenger RNA of Lymnaea stagnalis (great pond snail), 6227 nucleotides long. The record is from the annotation of a GenBank genome assembly. Lineage: Eukaryota; Metazoa; Mollusca; Gastropoda; Lymnaeidae.
CUUUGAUAUACGUCAUGUCCUGGACCAAAGGGCCCGGCGACCACUUCAGUCCUUAUGUAUAAAACUAGGACAUCGGCGAGCAGUCGAGAUAAGCAGAGGACCUACUUUUUUUAAGAGACUCUAAACCAAUAAUUAAUUUUCAAAGGAAUAUAUCCUAAAACGAGACUACUAAAUUUAUUUUAAAAAGUUUAAGAUUGGCAUUUCAAUAGGUAAACAUUGAAAAAACCACACCAAAAAAAACCACUACUUUUCUGGUUGACUUUGUUUAAGUCAGAGGCGCUGUCUACAGGAGCUGUGCUCAGAAGCUGUCCACGGGAGCUGUCCACGGGAGCUAUCCACAGGAGCUGACCACAAUGUUACCAAAAUUUUGCUCCCGAGGAAUCAUCUUCGCAACUAUGGUGAGUCAAGAGUUUAAUGAACCUACUUUUAGCAGAUUUAUUCAUAUCAUCUUAAAAUGAAGUUUAGAUACGCACAUUCAGUUCUAUGUGUUCUCAUCACAAGAUUAUGGUCUAAAAUCUCGUCUCUAGUUUAUGUCUCAUGGAGGAUAAAUAAUAAACAGUUAGCUAAACAUGUGCAAGGGCCGCUGGGAAAACUAAAGAUGUGACAUUUGACGGUACAUUGCUAUGUACACGUCUUCCCUUAUGUGACAUUUAACGGUACAUUGCUAUGUACACGUCUUCCCUUAUGUGACAUUUAACGGCACAUUGCUAUGUACACGUCUUCCCUUAUGUGACAUUUAACGGCACAUUGCUAUGUACACGUCUUCCCUUUACACCCAAUGACUUUUUUUUUUAAAAAGGAGACAAAAAAAGAGAAACAAUUGCAAGGCGCCAUGCCUAUUGGACAAGGUUUAGCACGGACAGAGCUCUUGCCACAGAGCCUAAACAAUUUUUAUAAAGUCAGUUGGGUUUCAAGGAAGGUGAAGGUGUGGUCGUCCAUCCCGCUUCAUUUAUUCAAUGACACAAAGGUUGUUGUUUUUUAUAUUUCGGGCGCCUUUUUGGAGUAGCCCCCGGGCAGAAUACAAUCAGUUACAAGCAUGGUCCAAUGAUUACAAUCAGUUACAAGCAUGGUCCAAUGAUUACAAUCAGUUACAAGCAUGGUCCAGUGAAUACAAUCAGUUACAAGCAUGGUCCAGUGAAUACAAUCAGUUACAAGCAUGGUCCAAUGAUUAAUAAUGUCUAGAUUCUUAAAUCGUUUAACAUUUAAAUUGGCUUCAUUGUAAAUGUAAUUUAUUAAAAGUGUUCAAAUAUAAAUGUUAUGGAAAAUUGUGCAAUUUUAAAGGAAUCGAGAUGUUUUGUGUGAUAAUAAUGGGACAUAUGAAAUAAAAUUUAUAUAUUGUUAUAUAUAUUACACACAUAAUUGUCUCAAAACAAAUGCUUUAUCUGCCAUCGUACAAUAAGUUCUAACAAGAUAAGCUCGAAUAAGAUAAGUUCGAACAAGAUAAGUUCGAAUAAAACCAGAAUGGUAUUGUUAAACAUUCGCUUAAAAACGCCGCUUAUUGGCAAAGCCUUUAAAGAAAUCUUGGCUUGAACCAUAUCAGCUAUUUAUGUUUAAACCUCGCGAAUGCGUGCAGUCAACAAAGUAGCAUCACGUUUAUUGAGUGGUUCAUGUGGUGUUGGCGACUGUGUUCUAUUUACUUGUUAAGAGAAGUUUCUGCAAUUUCCUAAAGUCAGACCUAUCAUUACUUAUUUGUCUUGUUUCAUCCUAGGCCUUGACCUUGGUGAGUGAUGUCAGGUCUCGUAGCAUCGAUGAGCGCAUAGCCGGGGCGUCCAUGUCCAAUCCCGGAUAUUUCCUGGCAGACAUCGACACUAAGACUGUAAUGCAGGAGCUAGACAUGAUGCUUACCUUGGCCCAGUACAAAGCCUUGCAGGUUAGUUGAACAACUAUUUUUUAUUUUUGUUGCGGUCCGCUGGGUUUAAAUUAGAGACCGACUAAAUUUUGGGUUUGGCGCCAAAAGUGGCCAUUUGAUCCCUUUCGGGCUAAUUUCAGCUUCGGCUUCAGUGCCGAAACUACCCAUUUGAUUACUUUCGGCCUAAUUUCAGCUUCGGCUUCGGUGCCAAAAGUGGCCAUUUGAUCACUUUCGGCCUAAUGUCAGCUUAGGCUUCGGUGCCGAAAGUGGUCAUUUGAUCACUUUCGGCGUAAUUUUGAUUUCGAAGCGGAAAGUGGCCAUUUCAUCACUUUCGGCCUAAGUUCGGUCGGCCCAACUGAAAAGUUAAAUUGGCUUUUUAGAGAUGUAAUAAUUAUUAUAGGUAUAUGUUCUAGAAUGUUAUUAUAUUAUAAAAGAAAAGGGCACUCAAAGGUCUAUUUUGUAUUCAUUUUGUCCCCCCCCCCCCCCCCCCCAAAUUUAUCUUACCAUACCACCUAAAUAACAUUUUCUAAGAAAUUUAAAUUAAAUUUAAAUUAAAAUAGUAAAAGCUGAAGUAUUAUUUAAAUGUUUUUGUAUUACUAUUUACAAUGAUCUCAUUAAAAAAAAAAAGAAUUUAAAUAUUGAUACUUUCCCCCCAUCAUUUUGUUGAUGUAUGCAGAGUGUAUGCGUGGACGAAUUUAAAAAUACCUCAAUAUUUAAGUUUAGGCUUCUCCUUUGGCCGAAAAUCUCGUUAAGCUUUUGGUUUCGGUUUCGGAAAACGGCCAUUUUUAAAUUUCGGCCUAGUUUCGGUCUCGGCCGAAAUCAGAAAAUCACUUUCGGUCGGUCUCUAGUUUCAAUAAAAGAUAAUUAUUGAUGGAGUGCAUUACUCGCUCACUUUCCACUCGCUCGAAAAUUUAACCGGUCUCUUCACAUUUCAACAGAAAACUACUUAAAGGUGCAUUAGAUUUAUUCAUUACAGCAUUAAUUUUUUGCACAAACACACCAGAGAGAGUAAAAUGUAUGUAUCCUUAAAUAUUUUAGUCCGGUAAGAUUCUCUACCUUAUUCUUCACAGUACCAAUAUUUACAUUCUUUCACUUCCUGUAAUAUUACUUCCGCCAACAAAAGGAAAUCUCUACAGUUUUUUUUUUUACAGUGUUCUGUCACUUGUCUUAGUUUUAUGUGUCUUGUUUGCUGACGACGACCCUAAGCCGGAACGUCUAAAUCUUAUUGUUCUGUCAAUUCAUUCAAGUUUAACAUACCUUGUUCUUACAUUUCGUUUGAAUAUAAGGAGGCUUAAGAUUGGCUCCCGAAAUUUCAUACAUUCCUUGUCACUUGAAUUUGUUUUCAAAUCACGGGGAGAGGGGUUAGAAUAAUCCUUUCCCACUCUUGUCCGACACACUUAAUAAAACCACCAACACUAGUCCAACCUCAACACCUUCAGCUCAUUAAUCACAAUAGUUUUUUUAAUUACUUUUUUUUUUUUUUAUCCGAUGAUUUACCUAAUAUUUUUGUGUGCUCAAAUCAAGCUUUAUCCGGAGAAAGGACAAUGGUAAUAUCCCGUAACAAAAUCAACCUCGCUUUUUAACGUGCUCCGAUAUCAGAGACCAUAAUUAUUGCGUUACAACGGGGCUUAGCUGUCCUCAGUUUGGAAGUAACGCGUGAAAUUAAAUUGGACCGAAUACGACAGAGAAAAUGGGAAAAUUUAAUUUAUAUAACUAGAUGAGUUUUCAUGUUAAAUUCAUUACCUAGAAAGGUUAAAGAAAUUCGUCUGUUAACCUAACCAAAGAAAUUGAUUUAUUGAUAACGCUUAAAAUUAGACCUAAAAAAACGAUAAAGAUGUAAUAAUUCAUGUUAUAUUUAUAUAUUAAUUUUAGAAUAAUAAAGAAAUAUAAAGCACAUUAAAAUCUAAUUUUAUAAGUAUUUUACCGGUGUUAACAUUGUAAGAAAAUCAGCUCAAUAUGACCGAUCUAAAAAUGACUGCUAAAAAGAUUUUGAUUUUUCCCUUUGGCUAACAAGAAACCUUUUGUUUAUCCUAUCCGCAGGAAGUGAAAAAUGACGCGGCCGACCAGGGCUCUAGGGUCGAGCGUAAAGCACUUUUGGCCGAGUCGACUCGCUGGACAAACAAAGUGAUCCCAUACAAGAUAGUCCCUAACAUAUUCAAUGACAGAGCUAUUGGAGAAAUUAACCGCGCCAUCAGUGAAUGGCAGAACAAUACAUGCAUUACUUUCAGACCAGCGAGGGGCGGGGAUCAAGACUUUGUCUCCAUCGAUAACGGUAACGGUUGUUUUUCGUACGUCGGCAUGAUAGGUGGUUCUCAAACCCUGGGUCUGGCCCCGGGUUGUCGUUUCAAAGGUGUCAUCGUCCACGAGCUGGGACACGCUGUCGGAUUUCAUCACGAGCAGAACCGCCCCGACCGUGAUGACUACGUCACCAUUAUCAAAGAAAAUAUCCAGAAAAAUUUGUACUACAACUUCCAAAAAUAUCCCUGGACGGCAGUCACCACGUUAGAUGUACCGUACGACUACAAGAGCGUCAUGCAUUACGGAGGUAGAGCUUUCUCUGAAAAUGAAAACUUGACCAUAAAAACUAACGACCCCGCGUAUCAAAACGUGAUCGGAAACAGAGAGGGUCUCAGUUUUUACGACAUCAAACUCGCGAACCUGAUGUACAAAUGCAACUCGGCCUGCCCGGCCAACAAGGUCUGCCCGUGGCCUGGGUUUGUCGGGAAAGACUGCACCUGCUGGUGUCCGGGGACCCCCGUGAAACGUUGCGAGAACGACACGAUGGUCUCGGUCAGCACCAACACCCCGUCGACCGUGAGCACCACCCAGAGAACCGCUUGCGCAGAUAUGAACGAGAACUGCCCCGGCUGGGCCAAGGCCGGCUACUGCCAGCAGAACACGUACGUGAAGACCUUCUGCAAGCUCUCGUGCAGGACGUGCGCGUCGGCCGAGCCCACCACGUUGGCGACGUGCAGAGAUUUGAACAAUCGCUGCAACGAGUGGAAGGAGAGCGGGUUCUGCAGCGGUCCGUACGAUAAGUUCAUGCUGAUGAACUGCCCCUUGGCGUGCAACAGGUGCGGUAAACUCCAGGACCCGAGGAGGAUGAGCACCGAGAAUCCCUCGGCCGGAGGUGAUGAGAACCGUUCGUGUGGUAGUGGCUUGAAUCUUUUGUUACUUGUUUUCGCUUUGUGUUAUUUUGCGUUGUGAAUCUCUUGGUAGUCAUUGUAAUGCUUUAAAAAUCUUUCACAUUUCAAGCUAAUGCCAUUAUAGAUCGAAUACAGUUUUGUGUUAUGAUAAACUUUACAAGUUAUUCCUUUCAAAAGUUUAAUAUGAUAAAAAAGUCUUGAAGUUUUAAAAGAAUAGAUUUAAAAUGUCAAGGCCAUGAAAUAAGGAAAUGGUUUGAGAUUAAACCAAGAAACGAGACAGCAAAGGAGACAUUUUGAACAGAUUGUAAGAAAGAAAAAGAGGAGUUAGAGGUAGAAAGGAAAAUAAAAUAGAAAGAAUGUUGAAAUGCAAAAAGAAUAACAGAGAGAGAGAAUGACAGGAAGAGAGAUAGUGGGAGAGAGAGCCACAGAGGGAGAAAGAGAGAGAGAGGGAGGUAGAGGGGAAGGAGAAAGAGAAAGGGGAGAGAGAGGAACAUAGGGGGAAAAGAUAAAGAAAGAUAGAAGGAAAAUAAGAGAGAGAGGACGAGAGAUAGUGGGAAAAAGAGAGAGAUACAGGGUGGGUAAAGAUAAGGUGGUUAGAGAGAGUGUGGGUAGAUAGAGUGUGGAGAGAAUGAUUAGAAGAGAGGGAGAGAAGAGAGAAAGAAAGAGAGAGUGAGAGAUACAAUGAGAGAUAGAAAGAGAGAGGAGGGAGAAAGAAUGGUAAAAUAAACAUAAUAGAUAUUGUCUUCCAUAUAACUGAAGAGUUCGCGAUGUCCAAAAAAAUGAUGCUGUUGUGUUGCAAAAAUGUUUGUGUAAAAUGGAACAUGUGAAUAAUCCUUGUUAUUUUUUGAAUUGCUAAUUUUUACAUUGUUUUAAAAUUGUGUCAAAAUUAAUUCUUAUUUCUAUUAUGUAUUACAUUAUUGUCUUUUAAUAUCAUUUUCGUAUUUCAAAAAAAAAAUAUAUAACAAAUAUGUUACUUCAAAAAAAAUAUUUUAUAUUAUGAAUGACAAAAUUGAAUGAUGUCCAUACAUUUUGUAAUGAAAAAUAAUGUUACAUUUUUAAUAACAAAAAAUAGUUAAUGCUGUUAAAAUAAAAUGUUGUUGAAAGUCGCUUCCAUUUGCUGUAGUUAGUAUUGUUACGUAUAUUUGCCUGGUAUUGUAUUACAGUAUUUUUUAAAUUAUAUGAUCUAUUGUGAUGUUUUUUCUCGACAAUAAAACUAAAUCACUAAAAUCGGA